UUUGAUUCCCAAGUCAUUUGGCCUAAUGUUGAGUUGUGUAUAAAGAUUGGAUCUCCACUUCUCAAAGUGCUAAGGAUGGUUGAUUCUGAUGCUACUCCUGCAAUGGGGUUUUUAUAUAAAGCAAUAGAGAGUGCAAAACAACAAAUUCAAGCUAACUUGAGAAAUGUUAAGAAAAGGUAUGAGCUUGUGUUUGCAGUCAUUGAUAAGUGAUAAGAUGGAAUGCUUAGCCAUGAUUUACAUGCUGCGGGUUACUAUUUGAACCCUCAAUUUCAUUAUAGUUCAUCUUUUAGUAAUGAUCCCAUCGUGAAGCAAGGUUUUAUAACUGUAUUGGGAGAAUGGUUGCAAAUAAGGAAGAAAGGAUAAAGAUUGAUUUGCAAUUGGAGUCAUUUAAGCAUGCCAAAGGAUUGUUUGGAUUUGAAAAUGCUAUUUUGAUGAGGAACAAGAAAACACCAGCAUUGAAUCCAAAUGUGUUUCAUAACUCCGAUGAAGAUGUAGAUGAGGUUGAAUACAAUAAGGAGUUUAGUGGUUCACCAACACACAUUCGGAGUUCAUUUCAAGGGCCUAGUAGUAAAGAUGACGAAGAUGAACAUGAAUUUGCAAAUGACAGAGAUGAUGAAGGCCAUAAUGAUGGUGAUUAUGAAUUUGCAAAUGCUCGAGUUGAUUUUCAAAGGAUGGGAGAUGAAAAUGCUCAUGCCAAUGAUGCAAGUGAUGAUUUGGGAGCUCGUCAUAUUGAUGAGUGUUCAUUUUCUACUGGAUGGAAGCCAUGGAACAAGACUAUUGAUGAACAUGAUGGUGAUGUCUUAACAUUCGAAAUAGAGGAACCAGAUGAUGCGAUCUUUCUUGUGAAAGAAAGUUCAAACCAUGAUGCGGACCGUACAUUAGCUUAUUGCUUCUGGGGAUAA
Molecule: messenger RNA, 902 nt
Organism: Striga asiatica
Lineage: Eukaryota; Viridiplantae; Streptophyta; Magnoliopsida; Lamiales; Orobanchaceae
Source: the annotation of a GenBank genome assembly